This is a messenger RNA of Aspergillus affinis, 4047 nucleotides long. It is a transcript of the gene bud4, whose product is annotated as putative GTP binding protein (Bud4). The record is from RefSeq and is a predicted model, not a curated record. Gene Ontology annotation, molecular function: GTP binding. The coding region runs from base 1 to 4047 and encodes 1348 amino acids. NCBI's taxonomy places the organism in Eukaryota, Fungi, Ascomycota, Eurotiomycetes, Eurotiales, Aspergillaceae. The transcript has 4 exons.
AUGAAAGCAACGAGAAACAUUGAGUCGUCGCCUUACGACGCCCCUGCUUCACCGCGUCUCUUCUGGCAAGGUCGCGAAUCUGGCUCUCCUUUCCAAAGAAGCUCGGAGAAUCAGGCACCUUAUGACCCAGAGUCAUCUUUCACUCCGUCAAAGCGGCCCUCUCUCGAGAAUCUCAAGCGGCAGUCGCGCGUCAAGAACAGCCACAUGUUCCGUGACCACAAUCAAGAGUACGACCCCGCGCAGGUUUACGUGCCCCAGAGACCAUUGUCGACAACCAAGUCGCCGCAGAAGCAAUCGCAGGGAGACUAUGAUCCAGAUGCUGCCCAGCAGAUUGGGCCCCGACCACCAUCGCCUAGCAAAGAUCAAGUGCCCCCGGCCAAGUCUUCCUUAUCUAGAGCGAGCCGCUUCGGCGUCAAAGAUAUGGGUUUCGAUCCGGAGAACGAAAUUUGGUCGGACUUCGACAAUCGAUACCAAAAGAGUGUCACGUUCGAUGCCGCGCCACCCCAGGUAAAUGAAUAUGAGAUGACUACCCCCGACCCGUCCUCGAUCGCAUCGGGGUCGCGCGACGGCAGCUAUGAUUCUGAGGAGGACGAGGCGGAUAUCAGCUUCGACCGCGAAUCAUCCAUGGACCGCGAUGAUAGCUUUGAUGCCUCGUUGGAGGACCUCGAAAAGACCCCGGUCGUGCUCCCCGAGGAUUGGCGUUACAUGAGCCCAGCCAACGCGAACGAGGACUUGGUGAAAGAAGACGAGGACCCCUUCACGGAGGACGAGAGCGAGAGCGGUGAUGUGCGGCCGUCAUCGCGCCAGGAGUUGCCAGCAACCCAUGCUCGUGUCGAGUCCAUGGACUCCAACGAGGAGCGCCGACCGCUACCGCCGUUGCCCGCUGCAGGUCGGACGUCGUUCUCCCCGCGCCCCCCGUCUCCCGGUAAACUGGCCGCCGCAUUUGAGCGUGGUAGUGGCAGUGGUAGUCAACGGGGUCUGCCUCCCCCUCCUGGCCCCGCUACCUACAGCAAGUCUGAUAUCACGGACCUGAGUCACCCUUCCAUGUCGCUGGAGGACAGACUCCGAUUGAUGAUGAUUCAGGAGAAUGAACGCAAAGACCACGAUGAGGAGCAGCAGCCCCAAAAUGAGGACGAUGACGAGCGACACUCCAACGUGGUGGAGCCCCAGGCUGAACACAUUGAGAGAAAGGACAAUGAAAAGACCGAAAACCAGCACAACCACGAACCUGCGGCGGAUGCGCCGGGGAGAUACUCGCCGCCUCACAUCUCUCGCGAUUCAAUUUUGAGGGAUCUCCGGAAGAGCGAGAGCUUUAUGGACGAUUCGUUCGAAACGUCCUCGCAGAUCGAGUCCGACAACGAACAAUACAUGCAUUAUGACCCCGACGUUGCGAUUCCGUCGCUUGAAAACGAUAACGAUUUUGAUGAUGACGACGACGACACUAACAGCGUUAUUGUCAAACAAGAAGAGCCAGACAAUGACCUUUAUGACAUACCCGACUACUACGAAAAUGUUCCCUCCAAGGACUCGUCCUUUAAAAGUUUGCAGGACAAGCAUGUCCUUGAUGACGAGAGCAAAUACUCGAGUCAAACCCCUGAAGACUUCACUCAGUCACGCGGGUCGCAAUCUGACGGACAGUCAACUCCCGUCCCAGGGGACCGCAACGAGCAAAUUGAAGACAAGACAACGAGCCCAGAGGAUCAUGACUUGACCCCCAACGAGGUUGAUCUCGCACCCAAGAUGGCAGCUCUCCGAGAGUCUCUGCAACGACCUAGGACUCCUGAGGAUCACCAUGAUCAGGUGUCGGAGCCAUCCACCCCUGACUCUGUUAUUAGACAUCCCAUGAACAGCGAUGAGAGUGAUCGCGACGUAUCCCCCGCCGACGAAGCUAUCCCCGACCCUGUCGCAACCAUCAAGGCCCACGGAGCCGGACUCAAAACACGGCCCUCGUUGACCCCCGCCGACGUCGAAUCGAUGGCCGCUACCCGACGUCAAGUCAGUGGGCAACAUAUUCCACCGAUGCCUCAUCAAACCCACACCCAGCAGCAGGAACCGGAUUCAGCCGAAAACAAUGCCCCCUCCGACGGACUUCUCGCCGCUCCCCAAGCACCGAAGGAGGCUGCCCAGCGACAGAGUAGCCUGAUGCAGUUAGAUAUACCGUUCAGCAUCCAGGAGGAGAGCCUUGGUUUUGGCCUGGAUAAAGAAUUCGAUCGAGUGAUCGAAACCCAAAAGGUUGCGUUUGAGCUUUCCCUGUCCCAAUUGUAUUCUCGUGCAACGAGAUUUCCCCAGGCCCAACAACCCCACGUUCCAUUUGCUGACCCCCGACCCCACAAACAGAGAGGCUAUCUCAUGCGACAGAACACCAAGGUGAUCAUAGCCAGCAGUCGCCCCGAGGAAGAGCCUGCCCCUGCCCCCGCCGAAGGUCCCAGUGAUCCCCGUGCCGCUAGAUCCCCCGCACCCUCCCCGCGCAAAGCGAGCCAGCAGACGUGGACAACGGUCCCUUGGAAUGGUCAGCCCCGGCGUUCUAGUAUCCGCACUUCCUCGAGCGCCAUUCGCAAGAAGCCCGUGUCAGGCCCCGUGCCUCCUCUCCCCGGGCAGCAGAGCAACGUUCAAGAGACGCCCGCCACUAUCGAAGAGAGCGAGCCUGCACUAAACGGAGCCUUAGAAGACGGCGAAGAGCGCGGUCGUUUGUUUGUUAAGGUCGUCGGUCUGAAGUACCUGGAUCUUCCAGUUCCGCGAGGCGAGCGAUCGUAUUUUUCCCUAACAUUGGACAACGGUUUGCACUGCGUGACUACAGCGUGGCUAGAACUCGGAAAGUCCGCUCCAAUCGGACAGGAAUUCGAACUCAUCGUCCAGAAUGAUCUCGAAUUCCAGCUUACUCUGCAGAUGAAAGUCGAUGACGAGCGCUUCCGCACCCCGGAACCCGCCCCGACGGCAUCGCCAACCCGGCAAAAGGCAUCGACUUUCAGCCGAGUCUUCGCGUCCCCCCGGAAGCGUAAGGAGCUCGAAAUGAAGCAACAGCUGGCCUCGCAGCAGCAGAAGGGCAAAGAUGUCAACGCCGGGGUGUGGGAUCGACUAAGGAGUCUCAUCGCCCGGGAUGGCAGCUUUGCUCGCGCAUACGUCGCCCUUAGCGACCACGAAAAAUAUGCUUUCGGGCGACCGUACACCGUCGAUAUCGCUUGCUUCAACGAAUGGGCGGUUGAGGAGCAGCCGAGCAGUAUCAAGAGCAAGAAGAGCACCGCCAGCUCGGCAUCUCAGCGUCGACCUCCUUACAAGAUCGGCAAGUUGGAACUGCAGCUACUGUUUGUUCCCCGCCCCAAGGGCACCAAGGACGAUGACAUGCCCAAGAGCAUGAACGCUUGUAUCCGGGAGAUGCGCGAUGCCGAAAGUGUGUCAGCUCGCAGCUACGACGGGUUCCUCUCCCAGCAGGGAGGAGAUUGUCCGUAUUGGCGCCGUCGUUUCUUUAAGCUUCAAGGGUCCAAACUCACCGCGUUCCACGAGACGACGCGGCAACCGCGUGCGACGAUCAAUUUGUCAAAAGCCGCAAAGCUUAUUGACGACCGGUCCUCGUUGACCCAGAAGGAGACGACCACGCGCGGUGGUGGACGGCGCAAAUCCGCCUUCGCCGAAGAAGAGGAGGGAUAUAUGUUCGUGGAGGAGGGAUUCCGGAUUCGCUUCGGCAACGGCGAGGUGAUCGACUUUUAUGCCGACAGCGCGGCCGAAAAGGACGGAUGGAUGAAGGUGCUGGCCGAUGCUGUUGGCAAAGGCUCGGGUGGCAGCAGUCAGACGAAGCCAUGGACCGACUUCGUGCUGAAGCAUGAACGCAGCGUCAAGGCACGCCGGGAGCCGGAGCCGUCGACGCCGACAUCGACCCUGGCCGGACCUCCGCCCCCGCGCAAAGACGCCCCUCCGCCUCCGCCGUCCUCCGCCUCGCGCGUUCCGGGUCCGCCCGCCUCGUCGCGGCCUCGUCACCGCCACACGCAGUCCCAGCCCGACGUUCGCAGCGCGGAUGCUCGGCGCAACAAGGCUCGCUCCUUGAUGUUUUAA